AUGCCUAAUGAUAAGCUUAACCAAAAGCCUAAAGAUAAUGCUCCAGCGCCCAAGGAAAUGAAUAAAACAUAUGAUCACCCUGAACCUCCCUUUGUAGCUGUCUCCUCCAACCCUAAUACCACUAUAUUGCUAGCCACUGCAUUGGUACACUUGAAAGCUAACAACGGUAACACAGUUGUAGCCCGAGCCGUUAUUGAUUCCGCAUCUAUGGUAAGCUGCGUAACAGAAAAUAUUGCUAACCUGCUUAUGCUUAAACGGACAUUUUCCAGUAAUUCCAAGAUAGAUGGCCUAUCAUCAGUAGAAGUUAAAUCUAAAGGUGUGUCAAAAGUUAACAUAUCGUCUCUUAGCGGAGAAAUGAUUGCUGAUAACAACCCAGUCCUUAUUCUAGACAGAAUAACCUCAAACCUCCCACACUCAGAAGUUCCAGUUAAUGUUAAAGAAUACUUCAAACAUUUGGUCCUGGCUGAUCCAACUUUUCAUUUGCCUAAUAAGAUAGAUAUGCUCAUAGGUGCUGAUCUAUUCGCUAAAGUAAUCACUGGUGAACGCAUCAUCAUUAACAAGGAUCUUCCUGCUGCCAUGAGUUCUGUAUUUGGAUAUCUUAUCAUAGGCUCUGCCCCAACUCUUCCUGCUGUAGUCCCUCAAAAAACAGCCCCUCAAUGCAAGGGUAAUGUUUCUUUAUUAAGUACUCAAGAUAUUGAUUUGCAUAAUUCUCUGCAGAAAUUUUGGACUCUAGAGGAACCUUCCGUCAAACUUCAAACAUCUAAACAAGAAAUUUGUGAAAAUCACUUUCUAAACACGGUCUCUAGGGAUUCAGAUGGACGCUACUUUGUUAGGCUACCCAUAAAGGAAAAUCAUCCCCCUCUUGGUGACUCAUCAUUUUGCGCUCGUAAUAGAUUCCUAUCAUUUGAAAGAAAAUUAGAAAGUCAGGUUAAAGUUUAG
Messenger RNA from Macrosteles quadrilineatus (aster leafhopper), 939 nucleotides. RefSeq lists its product as uncharacterized. The transcript has a single exon. NCBI's taxonomy places the organism in Eukaryota, Metazoa, Arthropoda, Insecta, Hemiptera, Cicadellidae. The record is from RefSeq and is a predicted model, not a curated record. The coding region runs from base 1 to 939 and encodes 312 amino acids.